Messenger RNA from Drosophila miranda, 4080 nucleotides. Its product is annotated as protein rigor mortis-like. The record is from RefSeq and is a predicted model, not a curated record. Lineage: Eukaryota; Metazoa; Arthropoda; Insecta; Diptera; Drosophilidae. Gene Ontology annotation, molecular function: protein binding.
UAAGUACUCUUAGCAGAGCAAAACAAGCGCACAAUUUGUAUUUCACAGAAAACUCCGCGUAAUUGCAAUCAAAUGCACAGUGUUAUUUCAUAAAAAUAAUAUGUAUUCAGAGUUAAUUUAUCACAAUGUUCCAACUCCGCCGGCAACGAACAUACCGUUGUCGGUUGCAGCACCAGACGGCGGCUUCCUUUAUGACGGCGUACGCAGCAUAAACUACAUAUCAGCAGAGCCGGCAGAUGCUGCAGAGAAGUCACAAGUUAAAAUCAUGUCCACGCGCUUCAACAUCAUUGCACUCGAUGUCAGUCCCCUGUGGGGCAAGGGAAGACAGCCAUUUGCCAUAGUUGGCGACGAUCUGAGUGUGCAAGUGUGGGACUGCAUGCUGGGCGGGGCUGUCAGCGGCCACAAGGCGCAUCAACAUCAGCACGAGGCCCGCAAUUUCAGAGGAAGCCGUCCCUUUGAAACUGCCGUUCUAAUGAGCUACAUGAGCAACGGCAAUACACUUUCGAUAGAUGCCAGUGAUUUGGUCAUCUAUUGUGUGGCCUCCAACACCUUUUGCCGUCGUCCCACAUUCAUUCCGUCGCGCAAUCACCACCCCGAAGUCCUGCGCUGCUCUCCCUACAACGACAACGUAUUUGCUUUGGGCACGACGUUGGGAGCUGUGUUAGUUUGCGACCUGCUCAAGAUGAGCAUCGUUUAUAAAUUCAAUGGCCAUAAGAACUGUAUCAAUGGAUUGGCAUGGCGGCAGGUGUCUCUCCCCUUCGAAGAGGAAAAGUUGAAUCUCGAUACGUUGUCCUCGCGAGCUGGGCGGUGGCGCAGUCGCAAAGAAGAUGAGGUAGCCGAAGCCUCUUCCAAACCAAAACCCAAACCCCCUCCGCUGGUCAAGUCCAAGCCAGCCGAAUCCGAUGAUCUGUUUGACAUUUACAACUUUGAUCAUCUGGAAUGAGAGUUCGGGGCGCCGGUAGACGCCCGACGCAAGUCAUCCGACGAUUGCGGUGACGACUUUGUUGGCCUGGAAAAGCCAGCAGGAGCCGCUGCCCUCGAUUUUGUGGAGGCCUGUGAGAGCAUUAAAGCGGAUAUAAUGGCCAAUCGCUCGGAGGCGGUUGGCGGUGUGGAGGUGACUUUAGACGACUGCCAGCCCACAAAACCAUCUGGUCCCCUCAGCGAUGCCAGCAACAUAAGCCACAAUGACAGCGCAACAAGCAACAAUCAAAAUGCCGCCCUGCCCAGCAAUUCCACCGAAGGCAGUCUGGAGGUUAUCCAAUACAGCUCCUCCAGCGACGAUGCCGUGAUCGUCGAUGGCGAUGCAGCCAAGCCGAAACGAGAGGUGCUGUAUCACAUCUAUCACCGGGCCGAAGUGCACGCUCCCGAGACAUCUCAAAUUCAAAUGAAUCCCGAGCCUGAUUUAAAAACCGCAUUGGUUGAGGAGAGCAGUACCGAGUCGAUCAUUUCGAGUUCCAUAAACUCGUCCAUUCGCCCAGACAUUCUCCUGGUAUCCGUUGAUGCCGAAGAGGUGGUGAUGAUCUGGAAUACGAACACGGGCGCACAUGCCGGCAAGAACUACAGCAGUGGCAAGUUAACAGGUGAGAUCCAUAUGAAAAACACAGCCCUGGACCAUCUUCAUCCCUAGAUAUCUACAGAUCAGUAUUGCAGUGUCAUGUGGCUAAAUGACCGCACCAUUGUCUCCCUGGGUCGGCAUCAGUUGUCCUUCUGGUCACUGGUGUACGAUCGAAAAAUGCUUCGCUACAAGAUCAACAAGGACAAGGAGCACAAGUGUGGCACAAAGGACAUACUAUCUUUUACCACUAAAUGCAGCAAACAGCAGCUAUGGGUGUGCAGAAACAAUCGCACGACCGCACUGAUGGAUCCCCUCACUGGCCACAUAAUCACCAACUACAGCUCAUUGGUCUUUGGAGUGCGGGCCAUGGUCGAGUGUCCGGAUGAUAUGAACAAAAUCGCUCUGGGAUGUUCGGACCGUCGCGUGGCCUUCUUUGAUCUGUCUAAACUGGCCACGAACGGCACGGCCAUCACUACUAGCCAUAUUGUCAGCAAUGUCUACUCCCUGGCUUGGAGUCCCGACUGCUUGCAACUCGCCUGCGGCACCUACGAGGGAUCUGUGGCGAUUCUCGACGUGGGGACCAUGAAAGUGAAGAGAACCAUUUAAGGGCCCCAAAAGAAAGAAGUCUACAGUUUGGUGUGGCAGGAAAACUACAUCUACUUUGUUGUGAACCGCAAGCUUUGCUUCGUUGAUUUAAGCCGGCUCAAAACAGAAGUUACUGUUCUUAACCUAAUGGAACGCACGUGCUUCCUGACCAUUCGUGGAUCUUUCCUCUUUUUGGGCUCCGAGGACGGCGUACUGCAGUUGCACGAACAUAAGCCCGACCAGAUUUCCAGAUGGGGCCCUGUUCUGCGCCAGUCAGCACUGCUGUCUCGGUACAUUACGGACAUUACCUGGAAUCCGUUGGAGAGCAAUGUCUUUGCUGUUGUGGGCCACGACAAGUAUGUCAUAAUAUUGGAAUUUCUGGAGGCGGAUCGCAACUGGAGGGCGCUCCAUACAUUCACGGCCAGCGACCCGAAGGGAUCGAUCACCUCGCUGAAGUGGAGCAAUUAUCAGAAGAACCUGUUGCUCACUUUCCACAUCGAGGGAAAGGUGUGCAUGUGGGACACUCAUGAUCCGAAGAAGCCGCCUCUGACCUACCACUGCCCCAUGUGGUGCGGUAUGUUCUUGCCCUCCGAUGAGAACAUCGUGAUGUGCUCUGGCAAGUCGAUUUCCCUGGAACUUAUCAAUAUUAAAGACGCCUUGGCUGGAGACGAUAGAAACAUUUGCUCCAAAGUUGAUGGACUGCUCAAUGUCAAGUGGGCCACCAAAUCCCUGGUGCAGCCGUAUGCACCUCCCACCAGAGCAGAGGUUAAAAAAAUUCAGCGCAAAGAUCGACGUAUGAGGAGGGUCUAUGGAGGGCCACGUGAAGUGCAGGAGGUGAUCCCAGAUCGCGAGGCGACGAAUGACCCCAAUGACCGAAAAGUAGAGGAGAUGUUCGGCGAUAUGACCCUUGACCGGAAUCCAGAACCUAGCCAGAGCACAAACGAGUGCCGCAAGUGCAAGGAAAAUGAGUCUGCUAGCCAGGCUCCAGAGAGUGUCCCUACCACUACCCGCACCUGCCUCUACCUCGCCCAAAAGGAUCUCAACAAGAACGCCCUAAGAAAGCUGGCGAUUGUGCUGACCGAAGAUGCGGAAAAGAUUGACAAAUUCGUGCUCCUGUCUAAGCUGUUUGGCACCAAGGCGAUGGCCAAGGAGCUAAUUGAAAUGGAGUUGACCAAUUUAAAGCACUCCAAUUCGAAGGAUAUUGCUCCGCUUUGCCUGAAUAUACCCACAUUUAAGCUGCGCAAGGAGUUAGAGGAGCAAAUUGCCAACAAGACACUUACGGAAGGUCACCUGGCUGUGGCCCCCUUCGUGUCCUAUGUGUUUUGGCGAGACUGUUGCGAAGCCUAUGCCAAGCAGAUGGAGGAGAAGGGCUACAUCAUGCAUGCGGCCACGUAUCGCUUUAGCUUGGGCCAGCAUAGGGAGGCCAUCGAUCUGCUCCUGGCCAACGAGUAUUUUAAGGAGGCCUUGGUCCAUGCCCGCAUCAGUUUGCCGGCCACGGACCCCAAGAUAAAAACUAUUAUCAAUCAGUGGCUGGAGAGGCUGGAGAAGACGGGAAACUUUGAAGCGGCUGCUCUGAUAUGCGUGCUGGACAACGAGAUGAUGCGUGGGUACAUGUAUCUGCGCAAGUUCCACAAUUGCACGCCCGAGAUUGCCGAUCUAAUGGCCCAAAUCAAGCGCCUUGGCCGAGUGUUAGAUGGCUGCGCUCCCGGUGAACCACCAGCCCUGAAUGGAGAAGCUAGCGACCAUGUUGCCUAAUUGAUAUUAAGUUAUUUUCAAACAUAGAAAAGGCUGUACACUUUUAUGCAUUUCAUAGUUUAUCCCAAGACAGAGACUAGAGCUGCGCCGUAACUGAAAUAUUUGAUUUAAUCAACAUGAAAUGCACUAUACAAUAGAUAGAGAAAACAUGAAAAUUGAUUUUUGAAUAAAUGAAAAUGAGAAAC